Molecule: messenger RNA, 510 nt
Organism: Jaculus jaculus (lesser Egyptian jerboa)
Lineage: Eukaryota; Metazoa; Chordata; Mammalia; Rodentia; Dipodidae
Gene: Il25
Product: interleukin 25
Exons: 3
Coding region: 1-510 (169 amino acids)
Cellular component (GO): extracellular region
Molecular function (GO): cytokine activity
Source: RefSeq, a predicted model, not a curated record
AUGUACAAGGUGGUUGUCCUCUUGGCAAUGAUCUUGGGAACCCACACUCGCAGUUUGCGGCUCCAGAAGGAUUGCAGCCACUGGCACAGCUGCUGCCCCAGCAAAGUACAGGACUCCCCUGAGGAGUGGCUGAAGUGGAACACCCCGCCUAUGUCUUCCCCGGAGCCUGCUAGCCUUGCCCACCACCCAGAAUCCUGCAGGGCCAGUGAAGACGGGCCCCUCAAUAGCAGGGCCGUCUCCCCCUGGAGAUAUGAGUUGGACAGGGACCUGAAUCGGGUGCCCCAGGACCUGUACCAUGCACGCUGCCUGUGUCCACACUGCGUCAGCCUACAGACAGGCUCCCACAUGGACCCCCUGGGCAACUCAGAGCUACUCUACCACAACCAGACGGUCUACUACCGGAGGCCAUGCCAUGGCGAGAAGGGUUCCUACCAAGGCUAUUGCUUGGAGCGCAGGCUCUACCGGGUCUCCUUGGCCUGUGUGUGUGUGCGGCCCCGUGUGAUGGCUUAG